Molecule: messenger RNA, 1070 nt
Organism: Diachasma alloeum
Lineage: Eukaryota; Metazoa; Arthropoda; Insecta; Hymenoptera; Braconidae
Product: protein-L-isoaspartate(D-aspartate) O-methyltransferase
Exons: 6
Coding region: 86-775 (229 amino acids)
Biological process (GO): protein modification process
Cellular component (GO): cytoplasm
Molecular function (GO): protein-L-isoaspartate (D-aspartate) O-methyltransferase activity
Source: RefSeq, a predicted model, not a curated record
GACAAUUUUCACGGAGGAAGUCCCAAGAAUUGACUCGUAGAGAGGUAUCGAAUUUUCCUCGCUGUGAAAUUCAUUUCGAAAGACGAUGACAUGGCGCUGCAGUGGAACAACGAAUCAAGAGAUGAUAUCCAAAUUGAAACAAAAUGCCAUUUUAACAACGGAGAGAGCUGAAGCGGCUAUGCUGGCAAUUGACCGAGGCAAGUACUGCCACGAGUCUGAUCCCUACCUGGACCGUCCCAGGAGGAUAGGCUACAACGUCACCAUCAGUGCCCCGCACAUGCACGCUUAUGCGUUAUCGAUAUUGACGGACCAGCUGAAGGAGGGCUCCAGGGCGUUGGACGUCGGCUCCGGGUCGGGGUAUUUGACGGCUUGCAUGGGGUUCAUGGUGGGAGCUGGGGGGAGAGUUGUUGGGGUUGAACAUAUUCCCGAGCUUGUGGCCGUUGGGGAGAGGAAUUUGAGGGAGGAUUGCCCGGAGUUCAUUGAGGAUGGACGAGUGAAAUUCGUAGAAGCUGACGGCCGAGUUGGAUACCCCCAGGAGGCCCCCUACGACGCCAUCCACGUGGGAGCAGCUGCUGAGACAAUCCCCGAAGAGUUGGUGAAGCAACUGGCCCCCGGUGGUCGCCUGAUCGUCCCGGUCGUCGCUAUCGAGGGCUUCCAGAAGUACCAGGACCUGGUGCAAGUCGACAAGGAUCAGGAUGGCACAGUCAAGACCCAAAAACUCAUGCACGUCUCCUACGUACUACUCACCGAUCCCAAUACUCAAUUACAUAAUUAAAAUUUUCGACAUGCCUUCCGCCUCCCUUCCGCCCCUCUAUCCUCUCCUAAAUUUGGGUCGAACAAAAAAAGCUCGUGAGUUAAGCACCCACCAACCAUGCAAGCAGACCCAGCCCACGAAUUCUCAACAAUCAGUGGAGUUUCAUGCACUCUGCGAUGGGCUGCCUUCGACAACUGCAGCAGGAUCACUACCAUCGAUCUAUCGAAUUAUGUAAAUAUGAUUAUGUCGAUAUAUUUAAGUGAUUUAAUGAAUUUUAUUGAUAAUGAAGGAUUAAAUUAUAUUUUGAAAUAUGAAA